UUUUGUCUGUUCUCUGGGUACAACCUGCUAAGCCUGGAGAGAAAGCCUGUGCCUGCAGCUGACUCUCUCCAGAGCUGAUGGGAAUUCUGCCGCCGUUCCUACCACUCCCCAUGGAGAGCAACUGGACUGUACAUGUGCUUUCACGGGCUUUGUGCCUUAUGCUACUGUGGACAGCCGUGCUAAAUCUUGUUGCUGGGACUCAAGCAGAUCUUCCAAAGUCUGUGGUGAAACUUGAGCCCCCAUGGAUCCAGGUGCUCAAGGAAGACCUUGUGACACUGACGUGCGAAGGGACCCACAACCCUGGGAACUCUUCUACCCAGUGGUUCCACAACGGGAGCCUCAUCUGGAGUCAGGUCCAAGCCAGCUACAAGUUUAAGGCCACAUUCAAUGACAGUGGAGAAUAUCGGUGCCAAACGGAGCAGACGGGCCUCAGCGACCCUGUACAUCUGGGAGUGAUCUCUGACUGGCUGCUGCUCCAGACCCCUCAGCUGGUGUUUCUGGAAGGGGAACCCAUCAUGCUGAGGUGCCACAGCUGGAAGAACAUACAGCUCAACAGGAUCUUGUUCUUCCAGAAUGAAAAGCCUGUGAGGUUUUAUCAUCAUGGUACUAACUUCUCUAUCCCAAAAGCCAACCACAGUCACACUGGGGACUACUACUGCCAAGGAAGUCUAGGAAAGGUCCGGCACUCCUCCAAGCCGGUCACCAUCACUGUCCAAGACCCCAAGUCCAGCAGGCCUUUGCCGAUAUUGACAAUUGUAGCUGCUGUCACUGGAAUUGCUGUAGCAGCCAUUGUUAUUAUCCUGGUAUCCUUGAUCUAUCUCAAGAAAAAGCAGGUUCCAGCUCUCCCAGGAAACCCUGAUCACAGGGAAAAGGGAGAAACCUUUCCUGAGGAACCAGGUGAGUACACGGUGCCCUCUGGGGGCUCAGCGCCUGUCAGCCCAGGGCCUCCAUCAGGACUGGAGCCAACAAGCAGCAGGUCAUACAAUCCUUCUGAUCUCGAAGAAGCUGCCAAGACUGAGGUUGAGAAUACGAUCACCUAUUCACUUCUCAAGCAUCCCGAAGCUCCGGACGAAGAAGCCGAGCCUGAUUACCAGAACCACAUUUAGUUUCCCUUGUGACUGGGAAAAGCAAACCAGAAAGGCCAGGAUCUAGUGUCUCCUGGUCCAAGGGAUGCUGUAGAUAUUAAAGAAAACAUCCAGAGUCACUUAUGUGAGUCCUGAAACCAACAGACACUACGAUAUUGGUUCCCAAUGGUUGACUGUACUAAUGACUUUCAUAACUUACAGCUUCUCAACUCAAGACUCUCCUGCCAUAGAUCCACACAUCCAAUAAAAUUAAUCAACUUACUGUUGUUAAGAGACUGCAGCAACAUGGGAACUGCUUAUAUUACAUGCUAAUGAGAACAAUUAAUGUUAGGAUGCAUAAUCUCAGCAAUGAUAAACUGGACUUGUACCAACCUGUCAAAUGUGAUGCUUCUUUAUAAGGAACUUCAAUUUUUUAAAUUUUUCUAUAAAGCUCACAUGUUACUUUUAUAGUAAAAUGUUGUAAGAACAUCUUUCUAUUUACUUUUUCAAGCUGCAAUGAUUGCAGUAUAGACUGAGCUCUCUGGGGUUUGUUCGUCUUCUGCAAGAAGAAUCUUGGGGAGAUGGUUUAACUUUUCCCUGGGGAGACAUAAGAAUCGUGGCCCUCAUGACAGACCAAAGUCAUAUGAUUAUACUCAAGACUAGUCUGGUGCACCAGUGAGUUUCUUCGGCUUAUUUAUAGAAACAUGAGUUUGGGAUUCCUUACAAGGGUGUGGAGGACAUUGAAACAGCAGUCUUAGCACCGACGACAGUGUCUUUACAGUUACAUAGAUGGUGUUCCACCCCCUCUUUAGUUAGUCUUCCUCAAACUCCCAGUUCAGAAGCCUCUGUCUUUAGGCCUCCAUGAUGAUGAGCCUUCAGACCUCCAUGAUGGUGAGCCUUUAGACCUCCAUGAUGGUGAGCCUUUAGGCCUCCAUGAUGGUGAGCCUUUAGGCCUCCAUGAUGGUGAGCCUUUAGGCCUCCAUGAUGGUGAGCCUUUAGACCUCCAUGAUGAGCCUUUAGGCCUCCAUGAUGAUGAGUGUUUAGAUCUCCAUGAUGAUGAGCCUUUAGGCCUCCAUGAUGGUGAGCCUUUAGGCCUCCAUGAUGGUGAGUCUUUAGACCUCCAUGAUGAUGAGUGUUUAGAUCUCCAUGAUGAUGAGCCUUUAGGCCUCCAUGAUGAUGAACAUGCACUACUAUCCACCACCACACCUGGCCUGGUAGAAGUAGAUAGGAGGUAGAGGAGAAGGCAGAUGAGGGUUUGGAGUAGAGAGCCAGUGCCCUUCCCCUUCAAACUGAUGAUACUUCCAGUAAACUUGUCUUCUUGUUUCCACAUUUCCUACUUCUCUUUUCCCCUAUGACAAGCAGAAUAAUCACUUUGUUAUGUAACAGGAGUUCGCAGGAAGUCAAACUUUGGAUGAAUGCCAGGGGUAGCUGAAGGAUGACCUCGAACUCCUGAUCUUCCUGCUUCUACCUCCUAAUUGCUGAGAUUAAAAGUCGGAUCCUAUUAUAUUUAUAUGUUCACAAAAAUCACUCAGGCAGCUGUAACCACAUAAGUUCAAAGUGUAGACAUAUAAAGGAGACAAAAGGAGAAAUGCUCUGUUGUCCUCAUUUUCCUUGAUUCUGUGCUCUCUCUCUCUCGCUCUCUCUCAGUCUCUCUCUCUCUCUCUCUCUCUCUCUCUCUCUCUUUCUCCCUCUCUCUCUCUCUCAAAUGAAUAAACACUGUUGUAGGUGUUAUAUACAUUCAGAUUUCUUAAUAUAUAUUUGAUAUUGUUUUUAGGAUGCUUAUACAUGAGACCAUACAUGUGAUUAUGUUGUAGAAUUACUUUGGCUGGACCUUUCUGGAUAUCUGCCUAGCUUCAGGUUCAUUGAAAGACACUAUCUCAAAGGAUUAAGCAGAGAGAGCUUGAGCAGGAUACCAGAUGUUUUCCUUUGACCCCUGCACAGCAGCACAUAGGCACUCUACACAUGUGUGCCUAUAACACACACAAAUAAAAUAAAUAAUAAUAAUUUUAAAAACUCAUUCCAGAAUUUCUGCUUUGAACUCACUGAUAUCCAAGACAUGGUUGCAUGGAAACAUUCUUGCAUGGAUCUUAGUUGUCCAAUCCAAACACAGAGAACUAAUAAGGCUAUUUGACGUUAGGGAGAUCACAUCCGGAAACCCUUGCAUUCCUAAUAUGCACCUUUAAGUGUGCCUCAUGGAAUCUAGCCAGUUCUUUCUCAUAUCCUCUUUACCAAGACCCCUCCUGACCACUACUCUUUGUUUUUAUUUUCUCCAUGGUACAGUGUAGAUUAUUACAUAUCUUCUUCUUUUAUAUAGUCUCAUAUAUACUAAAAUGUAAGCUCAAAACAGUCCCAUGUUUUCCUUUUUCACUAAUGUAUUCCAGAGAUCAGAACAAUGCAAUAGAUUGUUGAAUGAAUUAAUGAAUAAAACUUGCCUCUCAUA
Messenger RNA from Grammomys surdaster, 3504 nucleotides. RefSeq names its product low affinity immunoglobulin gamma Fc region receptor II-like. NCBI's taxonomy places the organism in Eukaryota, Metazoa, Chordata, Mammalia, Rodentia, Muridae. Gene Ontology annotation, molecular function: transmembrane signaling receptor activity. Bases 78 to 1106 code for a protein of 342 amino acids. The record is from RefSeq and is a predicted model, not a curated record. Gene Ontology annotation, biological process: cell surface receptor signaling pathway. The transcript has 8 exons.